This is a messenger RNA of Amoebophrya sp. A120, 9388 nucleotides long. Lineage: Eukaryota; Dinophyceae; Syndiniales; Amoebophryaceae. The record is from the annotation of a GenBank genome assembly.
AUGCUGUAUCCUAUGUAAAAACGUCCCCACGCCAUAGUCAAGAUGGGAAAUCUGCAACACAAAUCUCCAAGCUUUGGGAGUUCUGCAUGACAAGUUUCCAUCUGCAGUGUAGUGCUGGUUAGCAACGGAAGCCGCAUGAAAAAGCCAUUUGCUCAUCCUGAUUACAGCAUUACAAAUUCCAAAACACAACUGGAAAUGCCUCUCAAGGAGAUGCGCAUUACAAAUGUUCCUGUCAUUGCACAUUUGCAUGACAACUCUGGGGUGGGAACGUUUUUACACAGGAUAUGCUGCUGGCCACGCCGGAGUGCCAGCUCGAGGCCGCGUGCCCCCAGGUGCUCACGUGGCAGACCCGCCGGUCGGAGCCGGGCGUGGUGAUAUCAAAGUGAAAAAUCCCCCCUCCCCAUAUCAAAGCCGAAAUCUGUGAUGCGGGAUUUGUGUACACAAAUCUAGCAGUAGAGGACUGCAGGCAGAUGCAGCGCCUGAGUAGGGGCGUUUUGCUGUAGGCACUUAGCAAGGCAGGCAUAUCCUCUGUAGGCGAUACAGCAUCACAAAGCCCUGCGAAACGCGGCCGAUUCUCUGGCUUUGCCCUCUUGCAAUACAGGGACGAUUUGUGGUUACAAAUCAGCAUCGCAAACUUUCAGCAGUGCCCCUUUUUGGUACGGGGAGGGGGGAUUUUUCAUCACAAUAGGCGGCCUGUGCGCUGCUGGGCGAUCCACUGAAUAAGGUAAGCACGAUAUCCCACAAAAAAACUGUUUCACUGUGAUGAUCUUGCAAGAUCUGCGUCACAAGUUUGUUACACAUGACACAGAAAAUUUGCCAUGCUCGCUUCCAAAGGGAAAACACCGCUAAAGAGUCGAGGUCUUGCAGGUGUGGCGAGACAAAUAGCUCUGUGUUUCAUUCUAUGCAUCACAAGUUUACAGUGAAACAGUUUUUUCUUGCGAUACACGACUUACCGCGUCACCCGGGUGGAGUUCGUGAACACCGUAUCAAAUGUAAAAGUGUUUGGGUCUGGAAGAUUGCAACUUGUCAUGCUAAAUCUGCAGCAUGCAAAAAUCUGUGUUGCGUGAUUACCAAAAGUCGUCCAGUUUUGACCAAUAUGGGAGGUAGUUUCUCAUGCAGGAUAGGCAUUAGAAAGGUCUCGCAGAAUCUGUCAUGCUAGGUCCUGCAUUCCAGACCUCAUGGGUCAUGGAAAAGCAGCAUGACAAAUCGCGCAUUCUUCCAGACCCAGACAUUUUUGCAAUCCAUACACCGUGAGUGGCAACAAUCUGCUGGUCCAGACCCGCCACACGGGCUUCUAUGGAUUGUAAAAAUGUCUGGGUCUGGGAGGUUGGAACUUGUAAUGCUAGCUUUCCAUACCUAGAAAAUCUGUAUUGCAUGACCAACAAAAGUCGCAGCCUCUUUUGUCAUGCAAAAACGCAGCUUCUCAUGCGGAUUGCCUAUGAGAAAGCGUUUUGGGAAGUUGUCAUGCCGGACUGCAUUCGGAAGUGUUUUCAUCAUGCACAUUUUAGCAUCACAAGUUUCCAGACCCAGACAUUUUUACAUUUGAUAGCUUCGACCAGGUGUCGACGGCGCACGGAAAAAUGAUCUACGACCAAGUCUCUACCGUUUCCGCUCGCAUCUACGGUUCCCUAGGCGUGGUCCGGGAGAAGAAGCGCCCGGUCAAGAUCACGGUUUCGCUCCGCGCCUUCUCCGGUACUGCAAGCUCGCGCGGGGCUGCGUCGACCCUGACAUCCCCGGGCGCGGUGUCGUUUUCCGGGAACGCGGAAAGCGCGCGACUGCGGCAGUCGGCACUGCUGUUCACGGAUCAGAAAAUAUCCGGCGACGCCGCCCUCGACCUGAAUCUGGACGACGCGGACCUCGCGGUUCUGGUGCCCAUGAUCUGCGGCACCUACGAGCUCGCCCCCGUGCUGCGGAACGGGUUCCCGUGGUACCGGAAGAGGCUUUCCAGCUUGAAAAUCGCGGACGUGUUUUUUAACACGACAAAACGCACGUGGCAUAUGAACGCGUCAGGAUUCAAAUCGUCAAAGUUGAAAUAGUUUCUCAUGCAUAAAAUGCAACCCACAGAAUGCCUGUCUUGCAGAGUAGGCAAGUGAAGCAGAUUGUAAGCCUGUUGAGGGGUAGAAACUGCGCUGCUACGACAAAAGACGUCUUCCUUACCCAAACAGCAUGACAAACUGGAUCUCGGUUCUACCCAAAUUUGUCAUGCGCCACUUCGAAACUGGGCCACAACUUUCAUCACUUUUAUGCAUUACAACUUUGUGGAUUUCAAUCCUGACACAUCCAUAUGGCAGCUGUGGCUGAAGACGCCGAUGAGGGACGGCGCAACGACGGAUGCGGCGUGGUACGAAACCAUGGACGGGGGGAGAGGAAUGCCAGUUAGUUCUACCAGCACAGGAGGCGCGACGAGGACUACUUCUCCAGGAGAACCCAUACAACCAGUGCCAGUGGCUAGUACAAUUGGUGCCGCGUUGGAAUCGAGUUCGAACUACGAGUAUGCCGACGUCGAAGACCUGUCCAGCAGUGGGGGCAACGAGGUCCAGGACGUGCUGCUCACGGAGUCGGAGGUACUUACCGGCGCGCACAGCCAGCCAACAACGCCCGAUCAGGCACAGUGGGACGUUUUGCAGGUGAAACUUACCGCGGACACGCGGAUCCUGGAGCGAGCGCUUAUCGAGUGCCGCAUGUACAACCUGCCCCUGGAACCUUGCCACGAGGAUGUAGUGCGGAACGCCGCGGACAGCGGCAGCUUCUGCUUUCUUUUCCAGGCUCCCGUCGGUUUUUUUCUCGCCGUAUUCAUUGCAAAUAUGUCUGGGUCUGGAAGGAUGCAACUUGUGGUGCUACCUUUGGACUCUACAUGAAAUCUGUAUUGCAUGAGCAGCAAAAAAGGCGCAAUUUGUGCUACAGAUCGAGGGCAUUUCUCAUGCGGUAUGAGCAUCAGAAAGCCCUCGCAGAAUCUUUGAUGCCAGGGCGUGCAUGACAGACCUCUUGGGUCAUGCAAAAUCAGCAUGACAAACUCCUGCAUUCUUCCAGAUCCAGACAUAUUUGCAUUUGAUACGCCGACGGGUAUCGGCACCGCGUGGUCUGCCGGGUCCGCGACGCCGAGUCGAUGGUGCUGGGCCGCCCCAACGAGGUGGUGGGCGCGGUGGUGGUGGCGCGCCCGAAAUUCCGCGUCACACCGGAUUUGGUGGAGAUGGGCACCGAAGUGGACGGGACGAUGGACAAGCUGUACCGGUUUCAAGGCAGUACGCCGGGGCUUACCGUCGUCUUCCACUUGCUCAGCGAAGAGCAGUGGGACACCAGGCGGUGGUAUGCAAAGAAAAACGUGUUACACUUAGUACUACACAAGUUGUGUUGCACGACGAGGUCACAACAAGCAAGACAGACCUCUGCAUAAUUGCAAGUUUUGGUUUUCGUCGUCGUAGUACAGGGAAAAAACACAGCACAUAGAGAGUUCGUGGCUCGCCUGAUAGUUUCCCUGCACUACCUCCAAACUAUCAAAGAAGCUCGUGCAACUGCUCGCGUUGUGUUUUUGAAAAAGGUACAACGAUUUGUGUGUAAGUGUAACAUUUGAAGCGCGUUUUUCUUAGGAUAGUUCGCUGGUGGGGCUGCCGCUGAAGCCGCGGACCAUCUACGCCGACCUGGGCGGAGAGCGUGCUCCAGGUAGAAAUGCAGCGGGCGGGAGUAUUUUUGACAAAAAUGGAGCCGCGUCCGAAAGGAGCGAUAGUGCUGGCACGUCGAAAGAUUCUGCGGCAGCUCGUGAGUCGUCCACCAGGAAAACGACGUGGACGCUGGCGGGGAAUUUAGGCGUAUCCGCCGCGAAUCAGUUCCGGGGUAGUCCGGGCACGACCUACGUCUUUUCCGCCGUGCCGCAUUCGGGGGAUUCCGUCGGGAACCCCGUUCGGUUCGUGUUGUCUGUGCCCUUUUCGAAUUCCCUGAUUCUUCGUUACUACGGCCUUUUGGUCAUUAUCGUGCAUAGCCUGCUGACGCUGUUUCUCAUGGCCGGGCCCGUCUACGCGUUUUCCAGGGGGGCGAGUUUGCGGGUCAGCUUCAACCGGCUGCGACGGGUGAUCGGCGCCAGUGGGCAAAUUGCGUUGACGGCAGUGGCGGUUUUGGGCAAGGGCGCGCUUUAUAUCCCAAAAAAAAGAGCACGCAGGGCAUAUUUGUAAAGCAAAAACAAAUACACAGAAGAAUCCGCAUUGCGCAUUUUCAACAGCAUCCUAUGCUGGGCUCCCUCAUGAUAGAUUUGUCUGUUAAUUUUUUCUGUCAUUACACUGCCUGCCCUUUUUCGUGGGAUACUGUACGGGUGGGUCCUGCACAUCUGGGCGACCGAGCAGAAGUCUCCCUACAUCUUCGUGUUUCUUGGAAUAGACGUGACUGCCGUUUUAUGCAAAAAAUAAAAAUGCUUGCAAAACAGUAUCGACGCGGUAGUAAAGAAAUUUUUGCAUUUUACAAAAGUAAAUUUUGUCACACGAUGAAAAAAUAGAAUUUGUGAUGCUGACUGAAAAACACCCAAGACAAGAGGUGGCAAUUAUGUACGGGAGAUUUAUUGUGAUAUGCAUAAAUUUCAAUCAAGUACUACCACGUCGGUACUAUCAGAUACAACUUUUGCGCAGCAUGCGUUUGUCUCUUCCUCGCGCGACGGGUGGUAGUUCAAAUGGCGCCGUCUAUCAAACGUAAAAAUGUCUGGGUCUGGAAAAGUACAGACUUGUCAUGCAUAUUUUCCAUGACCCAUGAGGGGUGGAAUGCGGGACCUAGCAUCACAGACUCUGCGAGGUCUCUGUCAUGCCUGUCUUGCGUGGGAAACUCCCUCCCAACUUGGUCGAAAGUAGACAGCUUUUGGCGCUCGUGCAACACAAAUUUUUGCAUGCUUCGAAUUUAGCAUGACAAGUCUACACUUUUCCAGACCCAGACAUAUUUGCAAUGCAUACCGUCCUUUUUCUCGCAAUCUGCCGCGGAGUCUAAGGUUGAAUCGGAGAUCCGCCGCAUUGUUGCAGUGGGAGCGCAGCAGGAGAUUAUGGAAUGCACAUAUGUCUGGGUCUGGGAGACUGCAAGAUUUGUCAUGCUAAUCUGGCAUGACUCUGAACUCUGUAUUGCGUGGCCGCAAAGAGCUCCGCCGGCCUGUCAUGCAAAGGCGCAGGUUCUCAUGCUGAGUACGCAACUCAGAACCACGGCAAAACUUGUCAUGCUGUGCAGCGCAUUGCAGUUUUUUCACUAUUCCUUUCCUUGCAUCACAAGUUUCCAGACCCAGACACAUUUGCAUUUGAUAGAGAUUUCCAGACUGCAAGCCCGGUUGCUGAACACCUACUUUCAAAUUGCCAACUGCCACGAGCAGGAAAACAGCUCCACGGUGAAGUUCCUCACCAAGGAGAUUGUGAAUCAGUUGCAGUACCUGCAGGCACACUGCCUGGAGACGCAACAAGAGCUGGCUCUGCGGUUGAAGGAGGUCCAAAAAGCGUACAGCACCACGUAUCCGCAGGAGUGGGCCCGGCUCCUGCAGAUUCCGAGCCGGUCCCUUGGCCAGGUCGCGCAGCCGAAUGGGGGCUGUGUCUGGUGGAAGCAGAGAACUGCGGGCAAUCUUCUGCCACCGCAAAAUGCAUCGGCCCCAAGUCGGCAGGGAACUGAGGACGCGGAAGUACCCUCCUCCUCGCCAGGGGCGGGACAGACACAGAAGAACCCGAGCACGGCACUACAGGCGAUGAAGUUCGUGAACUUUGAUACGACGGAAAUUUCCGAAUACCAGUCGGAUACGCGGCCGACGAAGUGGCAGCAGCAAAUACUGCAAUGAAAAAUGCCCCCACCCCCGACUUAGGAGCACUUGUAUUGCAAGUCUUUCCAAACGAAACAUUCGCCUUCUUGCAUCUAUCAGCAUCACAGGUUUCUUAUCGUGAAUAGCAAAAAUUUGUAUUGCAAAAGACUCCAGCAAGAACGGCGCUUGUCAUGCAGGCGAUGCGAUACACGCCUAGACUCUGCAUCAGAAAGAUUCAUACUCCUUUCAAGCAUGACAGAAAGUUUUCAUUUGGAAACUUCGCAUCACAAAUUUUUGCAAGUUUGGGGGUGGGGGCGUUUUUCACUGUAAUAGCAAACCGUGGCCGAUUUGGUGUCCGAGCUGGAGCUAUCGUAAGGAAAAAUCCCCCAUAUAUCGAAAAGUAGGCACACCGCAUAAAAUUUGCCAUGCUGAUUUGUGACCACAGAUCGCGGCCCCGGUCUUGCAAGAAGGCAACCCCGCAGGCCCCGCAGCAUUAUGUAGGCGGUUUGUGAUGCUAUUGGGCCUACAGCAUAGACGUUUUCCGUGCUAAGCACCUAGGCCAGCACCUCUCUGCUCCGGCUUGAUAUGAUGGGCCUGCAGUCAUGUCCUCUACUGCACUACAAAUUUGAUUUGUGUAUACGACUCCAGCAUCAGAAGCCUCGUUUUGAUAUGGGGAGGGGGGAUUUAUUUUCCUCUUGAUAGUCUCGGCGGGGGCUCGGAACCGUGGGUAGCAGUCGGCGGGACCGGCUGACCUUCUUCGUGUAUCAAAGUGAAAAAAGCCCCCACCCCAUAUCGGAAACGGAAGACGCGCGAAUUUGUGAUGCUGUAUUUGAGUACACAAAUCGACUUGUAUUGCUAGAAGGCCAAGAGACGAAGCUGCGGCCUAAAUUGCAGGCAGUCUGUCAUGCUGUUUCCCACUUCCAGUUGCCUCCUGUCAUCCUGGAGCUGCAAGGCUUUCCCACGCUAGGCAGCACUACAGUCCGCAUCUUUUGCCUUCCAGCAUCACAAAGCUGAUUCGUGACCACAAAUCUGCAUCACAGAUUUCCGUUUUGAUAUGGGGACGGGGCAUUUUUCAUUGUAAUAUCGUGGACCAGGCAUCCUGGGCCAAAGAUAAGUUCGCGAAAACGUUGCAGCGCUACGUCCGCUAUGCUGAGUAAAAACCUCCACCGCCCCCUCGCCUGCCAGUACAUAAACGCCCCAGAGUUCUUGUCAUGCAAAUCUGCAUGCCAAAAAAGUUUCUCAUGUGGAGCCCCAUGAGAAGCAUUUUCUAGUCGUGUUUUGGAGUUUGUGAUGCUAGAAUCAGCAUGAUAUGCUAGUAGACCUGUGACGCUGCUGAACUAGCGAAACAGGGUCAACACACUACGAGGGCAAAUUUGUCAUGCGAAACAGCGAAAGCUGGUUGAUUUGUCUAGCAGAUUUCCCAGCAUCUUGACUCUGGUCGUGUGGGCACAUUUUUACUCAGGAUAUCCGCGACUUCAAUUUCGUCGGCAACACGGAGGCGGAGCCGGCCACGGCACUCGGACUGCACGCGGCAGCCAUUUACGCCCGUUGGAACGGCGAAAACCCCGACGCCCCGCUGGCCGACACGCCCUUCGACGCAAGGGCGCAGCUUCUCCGCGGGUCAAAACCAGAGCUGAGUGUGGAGAGGCUGCUCGCGAAUUCUGGCGCGAAGGAGUUUCUGGAAGCGGGGAGCCUGUGCGCCCUUCAUAUCAAAUGCAAAUAUGUCUGGGUCUUGAAGCAUGCAUGUUUGUCAUGCUUGUCUGGCAUGACACUCAAAUCUGUCAUGCACGUAUACCCAAGAGCGCCACUUUUCUGUCAUGCAGAAACGCAGUUUGUCAUGCACAAUGGGCAACGGAACACCUAGAAGGUCAGAAACUUGUCAUGCUGAGCCAGCACUUGUGGCCUCCUCAUGAUACGCCGCCCAGCAUCACAAUUUUCCAGACCCAGACAUAUUUGCAAUGUAUACUUCACAUCGGGGAACUCAAGGAGCUUUUUGCCUCGGACUUGAAGUGUCAGCGGAUUGAAAAGCAGCUGUUAUCUAUCGAACAAAAAAAGUUCAUCGGGCCGAUCACUCAUGCGCAUUUUUGCAAUAGUACAAAACUUUCUGUCAACAUGCGUGAAAAUGCAUCACAGCCAAAUUUCAACAUAAGGGAGUUGCCCAGUGUUCCUGCAAUACAAGGAAAAGCUGCGAUGGUAAAAAAAAGUGUAAUGCAAGACCUGCAAGUUUUUACUGACUGUGACAAACUUUUUUCUCUCCAUAUUAUCUACGGGUAGUACUAGAGGUCGGGCAACUGGCGAACAGCAAAACGCUGGACCACGACUGGCUCAACAGCAGCACACGGAAAACUAUGUAACCGAUGUGCUGCGGGCGCGCAUCAUUUUCGUUUCCCCCAUAUCUCACAGAAAAAAGUAGGCAGAGAUGGGCGUAUAAUCUGUAACUCAUCAAAAAUAGAUCGAUACUUACACAAGGCGUAAUCUGCGAAACAGCACGUUCUGGGCGGCUCGCCCAUGGCAGAUUAUUUUUCUGUUAAUUUACUUUGACUUUCGCAUUACAGAUUUGCUUUUGCCCUGCCGGUCCUUUUCUGUGGGAUGCCUGACCGCACUGCUGGUAUUUUUCUGGUACAUGGUCUACGGGCAGGAGGAGCUAGUCGUUGUGGGCAUACAUAACAAGUUUCAGGAAACCGAGGACAGUAUCAACUGCAAAUAUGUAGUUUAGCCGUGGUCAGUCUGUCUGGAAGAACUUUGUAUACGGUGAUAUUACUUGCUGCCAGAGCGACCGCUUGCACAACGGGAUGACAGGAUCAGAAGUUAUUUUGCAUUGAUUCGCAAUCGACGUACUAAAGGGCAUGACAAACCAUUGCCACGCAGCACGAAAAAAAGGUAGUCACUCGUCCUAUCCCUGGCGUGCAUCACAGAUCUUGUUCUCCUUCACAUUUCGCAUCACGAAUCCAGAUGAUGAUGAAGUAAACAUGUUUGCAAUGCAUAGACAGCAACGAAACCCCGGCCUCUGCGGCGGACAGCAGUGGGCAGCAGCAAGCGAUCACCAUCCCCGAUUUAUCCUGAGUAAAAACAUGAUCCCCGUCCCAUAGUUGUCAUGCAGAAUUGCCAACAGGAACGUUUGUAAUGUGCAUCUUCAUGAUAGGCAUUUCAAAGCGUGUUUUGGUAUUUGUAAUGCUGCGAACAGGAUAAGCAGAUGGAUUUGUGAUGCGGCUGCUCGCACUAACCUGCACUACACUACAACAGAGAGAAGCUUGGCAUGCGUGAUGCCAUCCCCGCAGUAGCAGAGUCUGUUUAUGUCAUGCGUGAUUCCCAAAGCUUCUGGAUUUGUAUUGCGAACGUCUCAGAAGCUUGACUAUGGGUUGGGUACGUUUUCACAUAGGAUGCGACUUGGUGCUGCAGGUGCAGUUCGUGAUGCCAAAUUUCGGGACGGCCGAGAACCUCGAGUUUGUGGCGGAAAUCAGCCUCCGCCUCGAAGCCUACGCCCUGACGCGGGAUAUCGACUACGUGUUCCAAAAAAUCCAGCGGGCAACGUCCAUCACCAGCUUUUUGGAGCCCCUGUUUCCGGAUUUCGAUGCUUCGGUCUUGGAAAAGGUCAAGCAGGUUCGACGGGACGGUGGCCGGACCGGGCGGCGCGAGGCGUGA